Molecule: messenger RNA, 517 nt
Organism: Arabidopsis lyrata subsp. lyrata
Lineage: Eukaryota; Viridiplantae; Streptophyta; Magnoliopsida; Brassicales; Brassicaceae
Product: E3 ubiquitin-protein ligase RHA1B
Exons: 1
Coding region: 86-358 (90 amino acids)
Source: RefSeq, a predicted model, not a curated record
GCCUCUCCAACACACACGCCUCUUCUUACACUCUGUUAUAUUGAUAACACCGAGUGCAUUGAAUCCAACAACGACGGAGAAGAAGAUGAAGGUUCUGGAGAAGUGGUUGGCCUUGCUGUACCCGAGAGUGCAGGGAGGAGGAGGAAGAGAGGAAGAGUGCUGUAGUGUUUGUCUAAUGAGAAUGGAGGCAAAAGAUGUCAUCAAGUCUCUUCCUUGUUCCCAUGAGUUUCAUAGUCUAUGCGUCGAUACGUGGUUCAAUGUCAGCCGCAAGAUUUGCUGUCCUCUUUGCCGCUUUUCACCUGCUACCAUUCUCCUCACCGAUGAACUUCUCCUCUGGUUCUCUUCUUUUCAUUUCUGAUUCCUUGUGUCUAUGUAUUCCUGCUUUUCUGGGAAUAAUACUUUAAAAUCUCUUGUUGUACUAGUUUUCCAUUCAAGGGGGAAUGUCUAAGAAGUUUGAUUCCUCUCUGGACAAAAAGAUAAAAAGAGAGAAGAAAAAAAAUGAGAAAGACAUAAUUAA